Molecule: messenger RNA, 1097 nt
Organism: Phragmites australis (common reed)
Lineage: Eukaryota; Viridiplantae; Streptophyta; Magnoliopsida; Poales; Poaceae
Product: putative BPI/LBP family protein At3g20270
Exons: 2
Coding region: 93-557 (154 amino acids)
Molecular function (GO): lipid binding
Source: RefSeq, a predicted model, not a curated record
AAGUUCAGCUCGAGGAAGAAGAUGAGUUCCUGGCCGCCUGGGCCAAGUUUAGCAGCCCAACGGCUACACGGCCCAUGAGUCCAUGAUCUGAUAUGGUCUUUGCUUUGCGAACAGCACAGUCCCAGCGCCCUAUCGUGAAUCGCCCAUUCCCUAAUUUGAGCGAAUACCUAAUUCGCCGGCGUCCGCUGACUCGGCGAGGGCAGGCGGACGGCGGCGGCACGCACGGCCGGCGAGCGAGCGGGCGGCGGCGGCGCGUAGUGGUGCAGCAGGCGGUGGCGCAGCGUAGGCAGUCGGCGGCCAGCGUGGGUGGACAGCGCCGCAGCAGCGCGCAGCAGGAGGGGCGCGGCGCAGGCAGUCUGCGGCUAGAUCAGGCUGGUUUGCUGCAACAUAUGGUUGACAAGAUCCCUGAUCAGUUUCUUUUGAACACUGCUAGCUGGAGGCUUUUGAUUCCUCAAUUGUAUCAUAAAUAUCCAGAUGAUGAUAUUCUACUGAAUAUUUCUGCAAUUUCACCUCCCUUUGUGAGGAUUACUGUUGGGUUGGCAGGAGCUGGACAAUGACUGGAUGAGCCCAAGAUGGAGUUCAUGAAGCAAUUUGAGGAGUUUGCUAGCACAUAGGUAUAAUUGCUUUGCUAUGUCUGUUCAAUGGAGAUCAUCUAAUUCUCCGGAAAGGAUUAGUUGAAAUCCCCUAAUUGUUUCCGGAAGACCAACAUACUUUCCUGGAGCUUUUUGGAGGUUAUAGGUUGUUUAUGCUUUGCUUGUCUACAUCCUUACACAAAUACUCUUUAAAAUAGUGUAGGCUUGCUUUGGCACGUCUGUUCAAUGGAAAUUAAAAAUAGUAUAGGCAAAAUUUUGAAGAUGUGAUAGCAAAGGAUGCUUAUGGUCGAAUCAGCUGACUUUACGUGUUUUCCUGCAUAGAUGAUUUAUUUUAUUCUUUGGUUAAAUCAGAUGUGCAUUUCAAUACUUCCAGGCACCUUGCGCUUUGGUAGGAUCGCAGGGACUUAAAAUUAGAAUCAGAAGGAAUUAGACUCUGGAAAGAGGAAGAACAGAUCUAUGUCGUGUUAUUCUGAUGCUAUUAAUAAUUAUUAGUUUCAGCAUUAA